AUCUCAGCAGCAAAAAAAAAAAAUUGUAACUUAUCUCAUCAGCAAUUUACGCCGAACAUGAACCGCGAUGAUGAACAGCCGCAGGGAAACAAGAACACCAGCCCUCCACCGCAGCUGAAUCUACAAUCUCAUUCGUUUUCUUCACUCCCAGAUGAAAUAGCUGAUAACAUUCUUGCUCGUGUCUCUAGAUGCAACUACCCUAGUCUCUCUCUCGUCUCCAAGAGAUUCCACUCUCUCCUCUCUUCUCCUGAACUGUACAAGACACGUUCUCACAUCAGAACCACCGAACCAUGUCUCUAUGUCUGCCUAAAACAUGACGAAGACCAACCUUCUAAAUGGUUCACUCUUUGGAUGAGACCUGUCGAUGAAACCCUAACCAAAGACGACGAUCAUCUUCUUCCACAUGAUGACUAUUCAUUGUUUACGGUACCUUCUUCUUGUAAUCCUUUUCUCGAACCAUAUUGCACUUCAGUAGCGGUUGGUUUGGAACUCUACGUAAUCGGUGGAACUUACGAGGCUCCGUCUUCAGCUGUUCGUAUUCUUGAUUGUCGGACUCACACUUGGCGUGAUGGCCCUAGUAUGUUGGUGGCUCGGUGGUGUGUGGAUGCGUUUUUACUCUACGAGAAAAUAUACGUGAUGGGACGUUCGGGGAUCAACGAGUCUCUGGCUUGGAUAGAAGUGUUGGACAUAAAGACUCAGACUUGGAGACACUUGCGGAGCCUUGGAGCCUACGAGUUUGACAGCGGUUGGUUUGAGAUUAAUGUGUUUGAAGGAAAGAUUUACGCAAUUGCUGAAAAUAAGAGCUAUGCUUAUGACCCGCAAGAAAGUAGGUGGGAAGUUGUGGAGACCCACCGGCGAGGCUUCAAAUUUAUAAAGGAUUGGUGUGUGAUAGAGGAUGUAAUGUAUUGUUUUACGCACUCCGGUUAUUGCAAAUGGUAUGACUCCAAAACUAGAGACUGGAUAGAUGUCAAGGGUUCAGGUAUGGAACUAUUGCGCAUGCAUAGAACAUGUGGCUUAGCAUGGCGGCCUAUGCUUCGAAUACGCAACCUUGGUGGGAAACUUUUAGUUAUGUGGGUCCCCGAUUUUGAAAGAGACAACGAAAAAACUGAAAGGAGAAUAUGGUGCGCGAAAAUCGCAUUAGAGAAGCGUGGAAAUGAUGUUUGGGGUAAGAUAGAAUGGGCUAAUUCUGUCCACGAGUGGUGUUGGUUCACGAGUUGUGUAGUCUCGAUUUGAUGGUUAGUAAAAAAAUGGUAUGCUUGAACUACUUUUGCAGUUAUUAUUGUUUUAGUAGUGGUUCUAGUCAUAGUAGACCCUAUAGUAUACUGAUGUAAACACCCAAAGUAAUAUAGAAAAAGCAACGAGAAAGCUUU
Molecule: messenger RNA, 1370 nt
Organism: Brassica oleracea var. oleracea
Lineage: Eukaryota; Viridiplantae; Streptophyta; Magnoliopsida; Brassicales; Brassicaceae
Product: F-box/kelch-repeat protein At5g39560-like
Exons: 1
Coding region: 58-1233 (391 amino acids)
Molecular function (GO): protein binding
Source: RefSeq, a predicted model, not a curated record